GCCAUGGCACUAACAACAGCAGACAAUUAUUAGCCUGCAAACACGAUCGACGAUUCGUAAAUUUUUUCUUAAAUUUUACAAGCAGCUUUACGAUGGUGAGUAGAAAAAGGACAUAUUCCAAUGUUUCACAAGACGAAGAUCACUUUUAUGUGAUUAAUGAAAGACCAGUCGACGAUAUUUCACUUGAUUUUUUUUACAAACCACACACAAUUACUUUGUUGACAACUAUUUCAUCGUUGCUUUUAUACUCGGCCUUCACUAGAAAUGACGACGAUUUCCGAGAAAAUAUCUGGGCUGGAGUAAGGUGUGUAAUAUUCAUUUUUCUGGUUAUAUCUGUCCUUGCCUUCCCAAAUGGACCCUUUACACGGCCUCAUCCUGCUGUUUGGAGGAUGGUUUUUGGUCUUUCAGUUUUGUACCUAAUUGCUCUUCAGUUUUUCCUCUUCCAAAAUUAUCAAACUGUACGAAGCAUUUUGGUGUGGACAGAUCCUUCUCUUGAAAAUUUCCACAUCGAUAUGGACAAAGAAUAUGGAGUCAAUUGUUCAGACAUUAGUUUAGAAAGGGUUUGGUCACAUAUGGAUGUAUUUGCUGCUUCUCAUUUUUUUGGUUGGAUAAUGAAAGCCCUGUUGGUUCGCCAUUACGGAAUUUUGUGGACGAUCAGCGUGAUGUGGGAGAUUACCGAGAUUGCUUUUGCUCAUCUUCUUCCCAAUUUUGUAGAAUGCUGGUGGGAUGCGAUUAUUCUUGAUAUUCUAUUAUGCAAUGGUCUCGGAAUUUGGGUGGGCAUGAAAUUGUGUCAUUACCUUGAAAUGCGCGAAUAUAAAUGGGAAUCCAUCAAAGAUAUUCCAACCACAUCGGAUAAGAUCAAACGAGCUGUAUUGCAGUUCACCCCAGAGUCGUGGACAAACGUUCGAUGGCUCGAUCCUUACUCAUCCUACAUGCGCUUCCUCGCCGUUUGCCAGUUAGUGUUCUUUUGGCAAAUCACGGAGUUGAACACGUUCUUCCUCAAACACAUUUUUGAACUUCCGCCGAGUCAUAUGCUCAAUCUAUGGCGACUCGUUGUUAUUGGCCUGAUUGUCGCUCCUUCAGUCAGACAAUACUAUACUUAUGUGACGGACGCUCGCUGUACUCGUGUUGGCACUCAGUGCUGGGUUUUCGGUGCCAUUUUGUUUACUGAAUUAAUCAUUUGCAUCAAAUUCGGCAAAGAGAUUUUUGAACAUACUCAGAUAUUGACUAUCGCUCUCUGGCUGGGUAUCCAGUCUAUCUUGUCUAUGAUCUGCCUCUAUGGUUGCGUAUUGUAUCACCGGCAAGAAGUGAAAAAGACUAAGGGACACGUGGCGUCUAACUCCAAACGUAGAUCCCUCACAAUCAGCAAUGGUGCAUCUAAGAAAGGAGUUGCAACUAGUCCACAGCAUUGUCCAACAGCAGUCAAAAGUAAAGCGAAAACCGCAAAAAUUGCUUAGAAGCCGUUGGAGACCAAAUUCCCACACUCAACGACGUGAAUCUCGAUCUCUCUACGAGAGUUUUAGAUAGAUCAGUCGAUUAGUCCAUCAAUAUUUGUAGAUAAAUAAGCACGUGUGUCUCGAUUUUCUUGAGAAAGUGCGUAAUUGUGCUUUUUUUCUUUAUCAAUCUCAUUCAAGUUAACGCCAAUUUCCCGCUAGUCCUUGUUCUUAUAACUAAGCUCAAGUAUAUAAAUCAAAUUGACUCGCUCGUCCUGUUUGCUUUACCAAUUAUAACGGGACUAACUCAAUUCAAUAUGCAUUGAAAAUAAAGCUCUGUUCGUAGAAA
This is a messenger RNA of Daphnia pulex (common water flea), 1782 nucleotides long. RefSeq names its product phosphatidylserine synthase-like. Gene Ontology annotation, biological process: phosphatidylserine biosynthetic process. Gene Ontology annotation, molecular function: L-serine-phosphatidylethanolamine phosphatidyltransferase activity. The record is from RefSeq and is a predicted model, not a curated record. The coding region runs from base 93 to 1457 and encodes 454 amino acids. The transcript is spliced from 8 exons. NCBI's taxonomy places the organism in Eukaryota, Metazoa, Arthropoda, Branchiopoda, Diplostraca, Daphniidae.